AUGUCCAUCACCCCAGGCCGAGGUCAUGGGGGUCUUAACCAACUAGGCGGCAUGUUUGUGAACGGGCGCCCGCUCCCAGAGGUGAUCCGUCAGCGCAUCGUGGACAUGGCCCAUCAGGGCGUGCGGCCCUGCGACAUCUCGCGCCAGCUCAGGGUCAGCCACGGCUGCGUCAGCAAGAUCCUCGGACGGUACUAUGAGACGGGCAGCAUCAAGCCUGGUGUGAUUGGCGGCUCCAAGCCCAAGGUGGCCACUCCUAAAGUGGUGGAGAAGAUAGCCGAGUACAAGAGGCAGAACCCCACCAUGUUCGCCUGGGAGAUACGCGACCGCCUGCUGGCCGAGGGGGUAUGUGACAGCGACACAGUGCCCAGCGUCAGCUCCAUCAACAGAAUUAUCAGAACGAAAGUGCAGCAGUCUUUCAACCUGCCUCUAGACACCAAAGGGCUGAGUCCUGGACACACACUGAUCCCCAGUUCAGCGGUGACGCCUCCCGAGUCUCCCCAGUCUGACUCCCUGGGCUCCACAUACUCCAUCAGCGGCCUCCUGGGCAUCCCCCAGCCUGGCACAGACGCCGCCAAGCGCACCCAUGAAGACAGUGACCAGGAGAGCUGCCGGUUGAGCGUGGACUCCCAGGGCAGCGGUGGUGGGCCCCGUAAGCAGCUGCGUGCCGACCACUUCCACUCCGCCGUAUCGCAGCACCUGGACUGCGGCUUCGAGCGCCACCACCACUAUCCCCCCGACUCCUUCGCCGCCCCCACCGCCGCCGGCAAAGCCGAACAGGCCCUCUAUCCGCUUUCCCUCAUCAAUGGAACCUUAGAGGAUGGCAAGAGUGGCCUCUCAACAUCGAGCGCAGCCAUUGGUCGAAACCUGGCGCACCAGGGCUACACCGUGGUGGCAGACCCGCACCAGCCCCUCCCACUCUGCCUGAAACAGGAAGUGUCGCCGGGGGUGACCAGCACAAGCCCCUCCUCCUCCACCACCACCACCUCCCCCAGCCUCAUAGCCUCAAACUCCGCCUUCCUGGACCUGCCAGCCAAUCAGGCUCCGUCGUCUGUCGGCGUGGGCGGUGGCAGUUGUGCGAGCGCCUCCCAUUUCUCCCAUCAUGCCUUCAACUCAUUCUCCCAUCAUGCACCAGUGUAUGGGCAGUUCGGCAGCCAGUCGCUCAUCACAGGGAGGGAUAUGGUGAGCUCCAGUCUGCCUGGCUAUCCUCCUCACAUCCCCUCCGCUGCUCAGAGUGGAUACUCCUCCUCCGCCAUCACAGGCAUGGUCACAGGUGCGGACUACUCUACUCAGACCUACACACACUCCCCAUACACCUCCUACAGCGACGCCUGGAGGUUCACCAACUCAGGCAUCCUCGGCUCCCCGUAUUACUACAGCUCGGCCUCCAGAGCAGGCGCCCCCUCCACGGCUGCCUAUGACCACCUCUAG
Messenger RNA from Engraulis encrasicolus (European anchovy), 1428 nucleotides. RefSeq names its product paired box 8 (gene pax8). Lineage: Eukaryota; Metazoa; Chordata; Actinopteri; Clupeiformes; Engraulidae. Gene Ontology annotation, molecular function: RNA polymerase II cis-regulatory region sequence-specific DNA binding; DNA-binding transcription factor activity, RNA polymerase II-specific. Gene Ontology annotation, biological process: anatomical structure development; regulation of transcription by RNA polymerase II. Bases 1 to 1428 code for a protein of 475 amino acids. The transcript has 11 exons. The record is from RefSeq and is a predicted model, not a curated record.